This is a messenger RNA of Cladocopium goreaui, 2463 nucleotides long. The record is from the annotation of a GenBank genome assembly. Lineage: Eukaryota; Dinophyceae; Suessiales; Symbiodiniaceae.
GAUGUUGGGAACAUGUUGCGGAGACAUGGCGAUCCUUCCCGGAUCAAAGACACGUUCUGGCUAUAUGUUGAUGGAAACAUCAAUGGCAGUGGAACGCGUUGAGCGCAUUGAGCGUCAGGCAGAGGACCAAUCGACUCGGAGUUUUCAUUGGCUUGGACGGGAAUGCUAUGGGUCGCCCUUACAUGUUGCAGCUCUGAACGGAGACUUCGAUGAGGUUCAGAAAAUCUUGCAGGAGACGCCGCAUCAGAUUAAUAGUCGGUUCACGUACUUUUCAAGUUGGGGCGAAAAAAAACAAGAAGGAAGCGGUGAAGCAAUUCACUUGGCGGCAUCACGACGAGAGGAAAAGGUCCUGCGCUUGCUUGUGUCUCUUGGUGCAAAAAUCUCAAGCAAGGUGACGCGUGGCGGUGAAAACAACUACGACGUCUUGCAUGCAGCAGUGUACGCAGAGGGCAAAGGUGGAUCUAGCUCCAUGGUAUCCUACUUGCUGGAAAUGAAAGCGGACCCACGGGAACUCAACGCGAAUGGAUUCAGCACUCUGCACCUGGCCCAUCAGACGGGUAGUGUUGAUCUCAUCAAGCUUCUAUACAAAGCAAUUCCCAAUUGGCCUGAAUUUGAGGACUCUUGCGCCAAUGAUGAUCGAGCAGGGCUACCACUUGAAAUCGGCAUUCACUUUGACAAGAUGUCGGAGAUUGAACUUGCCGAAACUGCACCAUUGACUCGCCGCUCUCUGAAACUUCUUAUUUAUCAGCUGCCGCGUUGCAUUCCCAAGUUCCUACAAAGGAUGGGCGCUGACGCAUUGAACGACAUCGACCUAUCUGAGGAUGGAGGCGAUGGCGAGGAUGGAAGAGAGGAUGGAAGAAUGGAUGGAAAGUCAAUUGCCCGAUUCAUCGAACCGGAGGAUAUUGCACGCCUGAUGCGGGAAUGUCCGGAGGCAGCUUGUGCGCUACUAGACUAUUGUUCCUUGAAACCAAAAGUGAUGAGUGGUCACAAUCCAUUGCCCACUCGAGUCAGCUUCGCCCCGAGAACAUGGACGCAGGGUUUGCAAAAAUCGCUCAAUUUACAAAAUGAUUUGCUGGUCUUCCACAAGGAAGCUGAGGUGUGGGAGUACGAUACCUCAAACUUCACCAUGCCCGAGUGGCACUCUGCCAUCACAGAGAGGAAAACGCCUUACAAUCGCAAGAACCACAAAGAGAUCGUGCGCGACGAAAGGAGACGGAGGAGGAUGGCUAGACGAGAUGCUGAAAUCAAGGUUUGUCAUGUCCCAAACCUUUUGACAGCUGAGUACUUCCAGGCGAUAAUCGAUGCAAGCGAAGCCGACCCUGCAUAUGCAAGAUUUGACAAUGACGUGGUCCGUUCGUCUAUUCACUAUGCGUUUUGGCAUGGUGCCUGCAUGUAUGAUGUCUUCCAGGUGGCAAUGAGCUUUUGGGCCGUCUUGAUUCUGGUCUUUGAAACCUGUAUGCUAGUUUUCGAGGAGGAUGUCCACGUUCGUGACUCAAGGAGGUUACAUCCCGGGUCCACCUGGCAAGCCCCCAAGGGUGAAGAUCUGACAGAUGGUGGUGGAUGCUUGCUGUGUGACCUGCAUGUGGCUACCAGUUGGAUUGCUGCAAAGGGCUUGGUCGAUUUCCUCAUGGAGGUUCUUCAAUUCCUUGGCUGCUACACCAUGGGUCAGCCCACCAGCUAUUUUACACUCGGGAAUAUAUUUGAUGUUUUCCGCUCUGUGGCUCAGCAGAUGCUUUUUUGGCAUCCAGGGAGAAAAAUAGUGAACGUGGUUGUCAUCUUCUGUUUAUGGCUCCGAUUGCUCGAAGUCUUUAGCACUGCUGAGAAGGUGGCGAGGGCAAUCCUUCCAAUCCGAGAUUUAGCGAAAGGUUUAGCUCCAGCUCUGGUGGUCUUUUCUGUGGGAUACUUUGCCUUUGCGCAUGCGCUUUUUGCGAUCAGAGAUUCCAAUCAGCCGGUGUGGGGACAGGUCUUCCAUGACAGCUUCUUGACCCUCAUCACAGCUUCCAUUCCGGAAGAUUCGACCCAUGUGUCGAUGGAUGAGCUGUGUCUCUGCUACCUGGCCGUUCUCAUGUUUUCGAUUUUUUUCUUGAACAUUUUCAUUGGCGUCAUUGGGGAACUAUACGAGAGUGAAAAGGGACGAUCUGGGUUGACCUUUCAAGAGCUUCGGGCACAGUCUGUAUUGAGCUUUCAGCUGCGAGCGCAGAUACUGCCCUCUGCUCUUUGCAAUGCUACUCUUGCCCAAGUGAUGGCUUCGAUCAUUUUUUGCAUCAUUGUGGGGAUUCAGUUGUUUUGUGUAGUAACGCGGUGGCGGCUCCCACACUGUGAAAUGAUCUUCACCUUCUUGCAACUUGCGAUGAUCGUUUGCGUUUUUCAGCGUCCUGACGAAGAUUGGCGAUCCCGCGACAAGGGUUCCGUCAAUAAAUACCUCUGGAUCUGCAAGCCUGCCCCUGACGGUGAUGAGGAGGC